Messenger RNA from Pectinophora gossypiella (pink bollworm), 1493 nucleotides. RefSeq names its product forkhead box protein L3 (gene fd102C). The transcript has a single exon. Gene Ontology annotation, biological process: cell differentiation; anatomical structure morphogenesis; regulation of transcription by RNA polymerase II. Gene Ontology annotation, molecular function: DNA-binding transcription factor activity, RNA polymerase II-specific; RNA polymerase II cis-regulatory region sequence-specific DNA binding. Bases 34 to 1008 code for a protein of 324 amino acids. Lineage: Eukaryota; Metazoa; Arthropoda; Insecta; Lepidoptera; Gelechiidae. The record is from RefSeq and is a predicted model, not a curated record.
GCUCACUCCGCGCCGCGCGCUCGCCCCGGCAACAUGUGCAGCGGGCCCGACGGAGGGCCCUGGCCGCUCAAGGACGCACCCGCCGUCACCGCCGCCGCGCUCGACCACUACCGCCUCCAGCUCUACAACUAUGCUGUCGCCGAGCGCUUGCGCCUUUACCCGCCCGCCGUCGCGCCCUGCUAUCCCUACGCGCCGCGUCUCGCACUCUCCAUGUCCCUGCUCCAGCAGCGCGCACUGCAGCCCGAAGAACCGAAACCCCAGCACAGCUACAUCGGCCUCAUUGCCAUGGCCAUCCUCAGCUCGCCAGAACGCAAGCUGGUCCUCUCCGACAUCUACCAGCACAUCCUCGACAACUACCCGUACUUCCGCACGCGCGGGCCCGGCUGGCGCAACUCGAUCCGGCACAACCUUUCGCUGAACGACUGCUUCGUGAAGGCCGGGAGGUCCGCGAACGGAAAAGGACACUACUGGGCGAUACACCCAGCUAACAUCGAAGACUUCAGGAAGGGCGAUUUUCGCCGCCGCAAAGCGCAGAGGAAAGUGAGGAAGCACAUGGGGUUGGCGGUGGACGACGACGGGGAGGACUCGCCGUCGCCGCCGCCCGCGUCGCCGCCGCCGACGGCGCUGCCACUGCCGUUCUGGGGUGCCGGGCGGCUCGCUGGCGCCGGGCAGCCCCGCAAGCGCCAGUUCGAUGUGGCGUCGCUGCUGGCACCGGACGAGGCGCCAGAGAAGCGCACACGUCGCGAGAGCAGCUGCGAGGAGGAGCCAGAGGAGGAUAUCGAUGUGGUGGCGAGCGACGCAGAAGAGGAGCCGCGGCCGGCGGCGCACUACCCGCUGCUGGGCGGCUGGUGGCCGGCGCUGGAGCCCGCACUGCUGCAGCAGCUGCGGCGCGCGCACCCGGCGGCCGCCGCGCUGCCUGCAGCCGCGCACCUCGCCCCACAGCUCGCGCCGCACGCGCCUCACAGCCCGCAUAGCCCACACGACACGCAGCGCCCGCCGGACACUUAAAUCCCUUUGUGAACUGUACAAAUAUGUGAAUAAUCAGUAUUAGACUAACGUGCUAACCUAAAGUGACAUUACCUGGUGAAAUACUCAACGAACUCUUCCUUUCCUUACUUUUAUCCUUCGUCGGACAUUUCUUCGAGUGUCUAUGCUAUUUCUUUAUUUCUAUGCGAUACGCGUUGAACUCUUUUCUAUUAUUGUAAUAACUCAUCUAUCAUCUGUCAACUUACUACUAUCUUUCCGUUCCUGUUGUUAGCUUUUAAUUGUAAAUUAUUGUAAAUUUAGCGUAGGCAUGUUUUACUUAAGCUGUACCUAGAACAGUGACUUUUAGUAAUAAAUACUAAUCUAAUGAAAGUCUGAAAACGACCAAUCGACUGUAGAUAUUCUUUUAGUUCUAUUUGUAAAUACAUUUAAACUGUAUACUUAUUGUUAUGUCUGGUAACAUGUAAACAUGCUGUUGUUUAUUUACUAGAACCCAUUAAUUAUAUAAA